Molecule: messenger RNA, 1870 nt
Organism: Paramecium pentaurelia
Lineage: Eukaryota; Ciliophora; Oligohymenophorea; Peniculida; Parameciidae
Source: the annotation of a GenBank genome assembly
AUGAGAUAGGAGAAUUGUGAAGUGGAAUGUUGUGACAAAGGUAUUAUGAUUGAAGACAAAUGUAAGUGUGACAUAGGAUCAUUUGGAGAUGAUUGUUAUCAUAAUUUGUAAGACAUUUAUGUUGCCCCAUAUUAUACCUUUAUUGGGAUCUAUUGUGUUGCAUUCUUUUUGAUAUUAUUCAUAACUAUAAGACAAUUUUAAACUUCUUUAAAGACCUAAAGAAUCCCAAAUUAUUAUACGUAAUUUGAUGUAAUAAUAUAUUAGUUGCUAUUAAUAUGCAUAUGCACUAAUUGGAUCCCCUCAGAACUAUAUACUAGUAUUGACAAUAGUAUUAUCAAUAUGUAAAUUAAUUUGGCUGAUUCUGGAUCCUUUUGAAGUCUAUGUAACUUAAUUUAGUCAUAAAGCUUAUAGAGAGGAAAUACUAUAGUCAUAGAAAGGCUACUAGCAGAAAUAGUAUAUACGAUAUUGUUCUAUAUAUAUGGUUGCUUAUUGAUUGUGUGGUAUACAAUGUAUGAUGAGAUUUCAUAUAAUAUCUAUUAAGGAGAAGAAAAAAAGGCAAGGAAAUGGAUAUUUACAUAUUAUAAGGAGACAAUGAAAUUAAGAUUGUUUAUAGUACUGUUGGUUUAGAUAACAGUAAGUACAUUAAAUGGUAAAUUAAAUAAUAAUGUAAGGUUUUAGGAAAGGAGUACAGUAUCCUAUCUUUUUGAUGAUAUGUUACAUAUUUUUGAUGGCUAAUUUCUUUUUAUUUAUAAUAGAAUUUAUAAUAUAUGGAUCUUCAUUGUAAACUUGUAUAAAGGAUUAGAUUAUAAUAUGUAGAUAAUAGUUUAGAAUGUAAUAUUUAGGAAUGGAAUAAGCAAUUCAAUAAUAAUAGAUGUAAAAGGAUGAGAGUUUUAGUAAGUCUCCUGAAUCUGUUUAAAGAGUAGUUAAAAUGUCUAAAUAAGUGAGUAUUGAAGAAUAGAAGAAUGAGAUAUAGGAUGAGGUGAAAUAGUUGGAGGAACCUAAAAUAAAAAUAGGAUAAACUAAAAUAAAAUCUGUAUCAUUUGCAAGAACAUUUGUCAAAGGACUUAGAGGAUCAUCAUUUUUUAGAUAGGAGAGUUAGAAAUAAUUGAAAACAAAUAAAUGCAAUCAAUAAAAUUAAGAUUAAAAUAGUGAUAAAUCUGCAAAGGAUUUAGAUAAUUAAUUUCAAGAGGAUCCUGCUGAUGAAGGAAUUAAUAGUUGUUGUUUGAAUGAGAAUUAAUCUAAUUCAAUAUAAUGGGAGAAUGGAGAGGAUAGAUAAGCUUAUUAAGAUACAGUAAAAAUGUAAAUAAAAGCAGUUAAAGAAACUAAAGAAACAGCUGAAAAAAGAAAGGAAUCCUUACAAUAAUAAUUAUAAUUUUAAAGAUAUAGGGAGAGAAAUGAUUAGAAAAAAUAGAGUUAUUUAGGUAGUAGUUAAUAAGAUAACAGAACUUCAAUUUAUUAAUAAUCUGAUGAAGAUCAAGAGAAAUUUAAUUUGAAAUCUUCUAAUUUAGCAAUUGAUAGAAAAAUAUUAUUUAAAAUCUAAUUAUUAGUUUAUUUUGGUAUAUUAUUGGAAAUUCUAUUUGGAGGAUUGAGUAUAGCUGUAUUAGUCACAGAUUUAAUUAGAGAUCCUAUUGGAGUGUUAGCAUAUUUAUAUGCAUCAUCAACAUUAUAGUUCUUAUCUUUGAUAACAGUAUUGAAAUUAUUUAGAGAUAUAAAGAAUCAAGAAAUAAAGAAUUUAAUAUGGAUUCAGAAGGUUGGAAAUCAGAAGAAUAAAAUAAAUUAGCAAUAUGUGUUUUCAAUUCCUUAGGAUUAAAAGGAGGAUGCAUAGAAAUUGAAAUUCGAACAAAGAAUUAAUAUGAAUACUUUAUAUUGA